Dichotomopilus funicola is the source of this 3078-nucleotide messenger RNA. RefSeq lists its product as uncharacterized. The transcript is spliced from 6 exons. Bases 1 to 3078 code for a protein of 1025 amino acids. Gene Ontology annotation, biological process: double-strand break repair via homologous recombination. Gene Ontology annotation, molecular function: ubiquitin binding. Lineage: Eukaryota; Fungi; Ascomycota; Sordariomycetes; Sordariales; Chaetomiaceae. The record is from RefSeq and is a predicted model, not a curated record.
AUGGCCAAGAAGGCGCGCCAGCGAAUCAGUUAUGUUCUCGAGGCGCCCAACUCUUCUCCUGGUGGUCAUCGACUAGGGGUCAAUGGCUUAGCUGUUGAUCGCGACAAUGCGAUUCUUUAUUCUGGCGGCCGAGAUGGCGUCAUCUGCGCAUGGGAUCUGAACCGCAACGGCGCGCGCAACGGAAAUUCGUCUGUCGUGGAUACAACAGCAUCAACCAACGGUCAGCCACGAUCCAUCACCCGAUUUCGUGCCCAGACCCACGCCCACACCCACUGGAUCAACGACAUCACCUUGGCCCAGCAGCACAGCGCGCUGGUAUCCGCCUCUUCCGACCUCCUGGUCAAGGUCUGGCGACCCCAUGCCAGCGACGCCCAGGAACCCGUCACUAUCGGCCAACACGCCGACUACGUCAAAUGUGUCGCUACCCCGAGCCAGUCCACCAACUGGGUGGCCGCCGGCGGUCUCGACCGGAAGAUUAUCCUGUGGGAUCUGUCGGGCGCGGGGAAAUCGCUCGAGAUCGAUGUCCAGGGUGAAGAGGUGUCCCAAAAGGGUAGCGUGUACGCUUUGGGCGUGACCCAUGACAUUCUUGCCAACGGCGGGCCCGAGAGCAUCGUGCGGUUGUGGGAUCCCAGGUCGGGCCAGCGUAUCACCAAGUUUGUCGGACACACUGACAUGAUCCGUGCCAUUCUGAUCAGUGAGUCCGGCGACAUGGUGCUGUCUGCGAGCGCGGACCAGACCGUUAAAGUCUGGAGCGUCACGGCCGGCCGGUGCAUGCAUACCCUGACUAUGCACGACCAGAGCGUUUGGGCAUUGUACUCGGAUGAUCCGGAGUUGAAUAUUUUCUACAGCAGCGACCGCACCGGGCUGGUGGUCAAGACGGAUGUGCGUGAAACCCACGGCGAUUUGGACAAUGGCCUGUCUUUGGCCGUUGCCAAGGAGAAUGAUGGGGUCAGCAAGAUGGUGGCAUGGGAUAACAGUAUCUGGACGGCGACAGCUACCGCAUCGAUUAACCGGUGGAAGGACGUGGAUACGGGCUGUGGCAUGCGGCUCCCACCGGCAUACAGGCAACAUAGGGAGUCCCUGGUGACGGUACGGAGUCGAGAGACUACGAGUGCUGCGGGAAGUGCAGCAAGCGAGGGCGGGCACCCGGAGAUACCGGCCAAGUCUAUUCUCCGGAUAUCGAACACGGCAUCGUUUCCGCUGGUCUUAGGUCGGGAUGGAGAAGACCCGUUCCCGGGGCUGACUAGGAACCCCUCGGAGCUGACGGAGCAUGUGGUUAGCCUCGUGGAGCCGAUUCAUCACUUGCCCGAGGAGACCAUCGAGGGCCAGUUUGGGCUCGUGAAACACAGGUUGCUCAAUGACAGGAGACGGGUGUUGACGCUGGACACGGCGGGGGAUGUGUUGAUGUGGGAUUUGAUUCAGUGUCGCCCUAUCAAAAGCUUCGGGAAACGCCAUCUUGAGGACGUGGAGCCUGAGGUGAACACACGCGAAACGGUGGCGCCGUGGUGCUCGAUUGAUAUUAGUUCGGGGAACCUCACGGUCGUGAUGGAGCCGUACAACUGUUUCGACGCCGAGAUGUACGCGGAUGAGCUGGUUUUGGAAGAGCCCGUGGAGUUUAGGGAGGAUCAACGAAUCAACCUCGGGAAAUGGGCUCUUCGAUACCUCUUCGCGAACCUGAUCGACGAGGAAAUCCGGCGAGACGAGGCGUUCCGACAAAAGCUGAAUGAGGGCGCGGCAAAGAGGAUAGCGGCUGGGAGAAUGGGCCCGCCGCUGGCAAUCUCUAUCCCUUCGCAGCCGAACUGGGGCCCGGCAGACUUAUCCUCAGCCACGCCGAGGGCGAGCGGGCCGCAGUAUGUGCCGAUGACGCCGGGGUUCGGAAUAGGAUUGGCGACUCCCGGCUCACCAGCACCGCCUGCGUUAGAGAGCCUUACUACACCCCUCAGCCCCUUGGUCGAUAAGCGGUCAUCGCAGGUCAGCCGCCCGUCGCAGGAGAGGGAGGAUUACUUUUCGGAUGCGAUCCAGAGUCCCGACGGGUUGCUUAGGCCUGGUCAAACGCCUCUUGCGGCUGAGACGCCCGGGGGAGAUGACAAGCAGCCGAAGACCUCAGUGGAUGGGGGCAAGGAUAAGGACGGCAAGGAGAAAGACGGGAAGGACAAGGACAAGGACAAGGACACAGCAAAGUCGCCAGGCACUACGUUCGGCAAGAAGUUCCGCAUGGGCAUGUCCUUUGGCACUAAGAAGCUCGGCCGGUCCCUUUCGACAGCCACAGCUGAGAAACCAGUGGUUUUGGACGAGAAGGCGGAGGAAUCCGAGUCAUCUUCCGGCCACGAAAAGGAAUUUGAAGACAGCUUCCUUGGCGUGGUUCAAAGACUGCGCAACGAGUACGAGAAACAGAUCGCGGAUAAACCAGAUGAGCUCGUCGACAGUCGUAUCGCGCCCAGCCUGGCCAAUGACACUCCCGUGCUCAAAUUGCCCGCAGGGACGAAAGUGAUUAUCCAAGAAGAAACAUCCGGCGGAUCCGCCGAGAUCUACCGCGGCACUGUUGCGUCCGCCGGGGCCGACGCCGACAUAAUCGAAGCGCGCGCGCCGCAGUGGUUGGGCGAUGUGCUGUUGCUGAACGCCUUGCCGCCCAAGGACCCUGUCAAGAUCUCGUUUGUGCUGCACCCGUGGAAGGAGACGCUGCCGCCGAUUGUGUCGGUGGACGGGAACAAUCGGUUGAAUGCAAAUCGGAUGUUGAGGGUGCGGAAAAUCUUGGCGUAUGUGGCCGAGCGGAUCGACCCGGAUGUGGCGGCUGCGAAGGCAGCGGCGGAGGGUGAGAAUCAACAGCAGCCGGUAGAAGGGCUGAUGAAGCCGGAGGAGUAUUUGGAGUUGUACUGCAAUGAGCAGUUACUCCCCCUUAAAAUGACGCUGGCCACACUACGCACACAUGUCUGGCGGGGCGGGAAUGACGUUGUGCUGCACUACAAAGCCAACGGGCGCAAGGAAAUCCCGAUACCGUCACCUCAGCCGUCUGAUGAUGUGAUGGAGGAGAAGGCGGGGACAAGAGAGAGCUCGGAGGCGACGGCAUCGAAGGCAUAG